Molecule: messenger RNA, 2916 nt
Organism: Penicillium chermesinum
Lineage: Eukaryota; Fungi; Ascomycota; Eurotiomycetes; Eurotiales; Aspergillaceae
Product: mannose-ethanolamine phosphotransferase MCD4
Exons: 5
Coding region: 1-2916 (971 amino acids)
Biological process (GO): GPI anchor biosynthetic process
Cellular component (GO): endoplasmic reticulum membrane
Molecular function (GO): mannose-ethanolamine phosphotransferase activity
Source: RefSeq, a predicted model, not a curated record
AUGGUGUCGACCGAUCCGAUGGCUCCGCUGCUCCCCGCUCAACGUCUUGUCCUUUUCGUCGCCGAUGGCCUCCGUGCUGACAAGGCCUUUCAAUCCUUCCCUGAUCCCUCCCCCGAGAAUCCCGCCGAACAAAGCGACGAACCUAUUCGCCUGGCUCCGUUUAUUCGCUCCAAGGUCCUCGAGGAAGGGACGUUUGGUGUGUCGCAUACCCGGGUCCCCACUGAGUCUCGGCCCGGUCAUGUCGCCCUGAUUGCGGGUCUGUACGAGGACGUGUCAGCUGUGACGACGGGCUGGAAGAUGAACCCGGUGAACUUUGAUAGUGUCUUCAACCAGAGCCGGCAUACUUGGAGCUGGGGCAGUCCUGACAUUCUGCCCAUGUUCAAGGAGGGCGCAGUUCCGGGUCGAGUCGAUGCAGAUACAUACGGGGAAGAGUUCGAGGAUUUCAGCGUGGACGCGACGCAUUUGGAUACCUGGGUGUUUGACAAGGUACAUGGCCUUUUUGAGUCGGCUAAGACUGACCCUGAGCUUGAUCAGAAAUUGCGCGAAGAUAAGCUCGUUUUCUUCUUGCAUUUGCUAGGGUUGGAUACUACGGGUCAUGGGUACCGUCCGUUUUCGAAAGAAUACUUGCACAACAUUAAGGUUGUAGAUCGCGGAAUUGAGUCUGUUACCAAGCUUGUGCAGGAAUUUUAUGCAGAUGACAAAACUGCAUUCGUUUUCACUGCAGACCAUGGUAUGAAUGACUUCGGCAGCCACGGUGACGGUCACCCGGAUAACACGCGUACCCCUCUGGUCGUGUGGGGCUCAGGUGUUGCUAAACCUCAGAUCAGCAAGGCGGGAGAUGCUCCUGGACAUGAGGACGGGUUCUCGUCAGACUGGGGAUUCGACCAUGUGCAACGGAAUGAUGUAGCGCAGGCAGACGUUGCCGCGCUCAUGGCCUAUCUGAUCGGUGUUGACUAUCCUGUGAACUCUGUUGGUCAAUUACCACUGAAUUACAUAGAAGGAAGCCCUAAGGAGAAGGCCUCUGCUGCCUUAGCGAAUGCACGGGGUGUUCUCGAAAUGUACCGUGUUAAGGAGGAGCAGAAACGAGCUGCAGUACUGCGCUAUAUGCCUUUCGAACCUCUCUCUGGCGAUGGAGAGAUGUCUAUCGAGGGACGUUUUGCCAACCUUGAGGCGCUUAUCUCCAAUGGCGAAUACGAAGAGUCUAUUUCUCUCUCGCAGGACCUCUUAGUGCGUGGCCUCGAGGGCUUGCGUUACCUGCAGACUUAUGAUUGGUUAUUCCUGCGAAACAUUGUCACUCUCGGGUAUCUGGGCUGGAUCGCCUAUGCACUAACAACUGUGAUUGACCUGCAUGUACUGCACGGAACUUCGGACUCCCAUCGAACAGUUGCCAGUACCUCGUUCUUCUCUUCCGUCUUGAUUGCUCUGUACUCUGUUUUCUUUUACCAGGGCUCAUCAUGGCGCUACUACUUAUAUGGUUUUUUCCCUGUCUUUUUCUGGGAGGAAGUCUUUGCCCGGCGUAAGGCUCUUGCUGCUGGUCGCGCAAUCAUCCUUGGCCACGUCCACUCAUUCGGUGGCUACGUGAGCUUUGGCGUACAGGUGAUUGUCUUUAUUGGUGUGCUCGAAGCACUUGUCCAAUCUUACUUUCAUCGUGAGAUUUUUAGCGUUGGCUUUGGACUUGCAGCCUUUUGGCCUUCGUCCUAUGGGUUUGGAUUUGUUCGCCGCAACGCCCUUUUGACUGUCACAUGGGCCAUUGGAUGCUCCCUUAUGAGCACCUUUACUCUUCUUCCAGUCACUAAGAUGGAAGAUGUCAACACAUUGACGUACGGCGGACUUCUAAUGUUCUUCACCGGUCUGUUGUACCUGCUUUUCGAGGACAAUAUCCUUGGCAAAAGCACCACAGCCUCUAAGAACCCCGCGGCUAUCAGCACCGUGGGGUCGCGCAUCAUCAUGGGCACUCAGGUUGGGAUGGUUCUUCUCGCUUUGGUCGUCACUAGAUCGAGCGUGUCAUUCCUCCAAGCGCGCCAAGGUGUGCCCUUCGGCAAUCAGAUCGUUGGCUGGACUGUCCUUGCUUCCUCUCUUGCGCUCCCAUUCUUCCACCGACUGUACCCCAAUAGCCACUACCUCCACCGCCUCAUGGUCAUCUUCUUAACCUUCUCCCCGACCUUCAUCAUUCUCACCAUUUCCUGGGAGGGACUAUUCUACUUUGCAUUCUGCAUGACUCUUGUCACAUGGGUUCGCCUUGAGCAUGCCAUCUACGUCCACAUGGCCGGAGUCUACGCCAAAUCAUCGCCAACGAACAACGGAUCGAUUGAAAAACCAGCGCCAAGCGCCACUGCCAAAGUCGACGGCGAAACAUACAAAUACCGUGCUCUGACCGUUUCUGAUGCACGAGUGGCACUGUUCUUUUUCUUCCUGCUACAGUCCGCCUUCUUCAGCACGGGCAAUAUAGCAUCCAUCUCAACAUUCUCUUUGGAAAGCGUCCGUCGCCUCAUCCCUGUUUUCAACCCUUUUGCCCAGUCAGCACUCCUCCUCUUCCAAAUUUUAAUUCCCUUCACUAUAAUCAGCGCCAACCUCGGCAUCCUUAACCGUCGUCUCGAGGUUGCAUCCAGCGCCCUGUUCAUGGUCGUAAUGUCCAUCUCGGACGUGAUGACCCUGAACUUUUUCUGCAUGGUGCGCGACGAGGGAUCAUGGCUGGACAUCGGAAUGACCAUCAGCCACUAUUGCAUUGCCAGUCUCAUGUGCACAUUUGUUGCCGGUUUGGAGUUUCUCAGCGAGCAAUUCGUUAGCGGAGUCGACUUCGGCUCUGCAGCUACCGCUAUUGUGGAUGCUGUAAGCGACGCUGUCGAUUCAAGCGUUGAGACCGCUAAGGCCUCAAAGCCCUUUGACGGCGAGAAAAAGGGCAAGGAGACGCAGUAA